Apis dorsata (giant honeybee) is the source of this 1116-nucleotide messenger RNA. Its product is annotated as heterogeneous nuclear ribonucleoprotein L-like. Gene Ontology annotation, cellular component: nucleus. Gene Ontology annotation, biological process: regulation of RNA splicing. Gene Ontology annotation, molecular function: mRNA binding. The transcript is spliced from 5 exons. The record is from RefSeq and is a predicted model, not a curated record. The coding region runs from base 220 to 1035 and encodes 271 amino acids. NCBI's taxonomy places the organism in Eukaryota, Metazoa, Arthropoda, Insecta, Hymenoptera, Apidae.
GCAGGAUCCACGCCACAGGUAACUUUCCCACCUGGUGCCGGUCACGAUCGUUACGAGGAGAAUUUCAAUGGACCAGCGACGUAUGCGGAGCCGUACGUGGAGCGUUACGGUAUUAAGAGCGAUUUCAGCGGUCGAGAACCAUUACAUCCUACGCCACCUCGACCUGGUUACGUGCCCACCUUGGGGCAAACGCCACCUUCGAGCACGCAGGGGUCCGUGAUGAUGGUCUACGGGCUCCAACCGGAUAAAGUCAACACGGACAAACUGUUCAACUUGUUCUGCCUGUAUGGAAAUGUAACGAAGGUGAAGUUUUUGAAGACGAAAGAGGGCUGCGCAAUGAUCCAGAUGGGCGACAGCAUAGCCGUGGAGCGUUGCCUACAGAAUCUGAACAACGUGACAAUCGGUACAGACGGAAGGUUGCAGCUCGGUUUCUCGAAGCAGGCUUUCCUCUCGGACGUCACCAAUCCCUACAUUCUGCCCGACAAGACAGCGAGCUUCAAAGAUUUCACAGGAAGCAAGAAUAACAGGUUCCUAAAUCCAGCGAUGGCCAAUAAAAAUAGAAUACAACCACCCUCAAAGAUAGUCCACUUUUUCAACACGCCCCCGGAUUUAACCGAGGAGACCGUGCAUCGUGUAUUCGUGGAACGUGGUAUCGAGGCGCCAACGACAGUGAAACUGUUCCCCCUUAAAUCGGAACGAUCGUCGUCCGGCCUCAUCGAGUUCAGCAGCGUCGGAAUCGCGGUAGCUGCCAUCAUGGAAUGCAAUCACACAGCAUUGGAAAACAGCAAUGGCAAAUUCCCAUACAUCAUGAAACUGUGCUUCUCGUCGUCCCGCACCAUACCAACGAGUUUCCCGCCCAGCAGCGGCAGCACGUCGAGCAAUUCCGCCGGUAAUGCGAUUACACUCUCCCCGGUCUUACCGCCGCCCGUGCCGCCUCCCCUGCCGCCCACCUGCGUUCUGAUCGCCACUCCAACUCUCUAUCCUACCGUGCCACCGCCACCACCGCCUCCGUUGCCUACGUUCUGGCCGUACUGAUGAGAAGAGCAGCGGGCCUACUCGCCGGACGAGGCAGCAAAAGACGGAAAAAGAAAAAGAAAAAAAAAAAAUAUAUAUAUA